AUGGAGGCGCAGGUUUCUGCAUUCAAACUCCACAAUUCCUUAGAAACGAGAGCUGUUCUGGGAUCACCGCCGACGUGCGCCGAGCACGACCUGGAGAACUACAGCAUGUACUGCGUGAGCUGCCGCGGCCCCGUCUGCUACCGGUGCCUGGAGGAGGGCAAGCACGGCAAGCACGACCUGAAGGCCCUGGGCGCCGUGUGGAAGCAGCACAAGGCACAGCUGUCUCAGGCUUUAAAUGGUGUUUCAGAUAAAGCAAAGGAAGCUAAAGAAUUUCUGGUUCAGCUGAAAAAUCUAUUGCAGCAGAUCCAGGAGAACGGGUUGGAUUAUGAGGCCUGUCUUGUCGCUCAAUGUGAUGCCUUGGUUGAUGCGUUAACACGACAAAAGGCAAAACUGCUCACAAAGGUGACCAAAGAACGUGAGCACAAGCUGAAGGUUGUUUGGGACCAGAUAAAUCACUGUACACUGAAGCUACGCCAGUCAACAGGGCUUAUGGAGUACUGCCUAGAAGUUAUCAAAGAAAAUGAUCCCUCUGGGUUUUUACAGAUUUCGGAUGCUUUAAUCAAGCGUGUUCAGGUAUCUCAGGAACAGUGGGUCAAAGGAGCCUUGGAGCCAAAAGUGUCUGCUGAGUUUGACUUGACUCUGGAUAGCGAACCUUUACUGCAGUCGAUUCACCAGCUGGAUUUUAUUCAGAUGAAAUGUAGGGUGCCACCUGUCCCAUUGCUGCAGCUGGAGAAGUGUUGCACCAGAAACAACAGCGUGACAUUGGCCUGGAGGAUGCCACCUUUGAGCCACAACCCGGUGGAGGGUUAUAUCUUGGAACUUGAUGAUGGAGAUGGUGGACAAUUCCGAGAAGUGUAUGUUGGCAAGGAGACUCUCUGCACCAUCGAUGGCCUUCAUUUCAACAGUACCUAUAAUGCAAGGGUCAAAGCUUUCAACUCAUCGGGAGUUGGUCCUUACAGCAAGACAGUUAUUUUACAGACGUCGGAUGUGGCGUGGUUCACCUUCGACCCCUCCUCAGCUCACAGAGACAUAGUGCUGUCUAAUGACAACCAGACUGCCACCUGCAACAGCUACGAUGACCGGGUUGUUCUUGGCACAGCAGCCUUCUCCAAGGGCGUGCAUUACUGGGAACUGCAUGUGGACCGGUAUGACAACCAUCCGGAUCCAGCCUUCGGUAUUGCCAGGAUUAACGUCGUCAAGGACAUGAUGCUAGGCAAGGACGACAAGGCAUGGGCCAUGUAUGUUGACAACAACCGCAGCUGGUUCAUGCAUUGCAAUUCUCACACCAAUCGGACUGAAGGAGGAGUUUCUAAAGGUGCCACUGUCGGUGUUCUCCUGGAUCUGAACAAGCACAACCUGACCUUUUACAUAAACGGGCAGCAGCAAGGGCCUCCAGCGUUUGAAAACGUCGAGGGUGUCUUCAUGCCUGCAUUGAGCCUCAAUCGAAACGUCCAGGUGACCCUGCACACGGGACUGGAGGUGCCACAAUGUGUAAAACAGCCCAAGUUGCCCAACAACUAA
Messenger RNA from Nipponia nippon (crested ibis), 1521 nucleotides. RefSeq names its product tripartite motif containing 67 (gene TRIM67). Gene Ontology annotation, molecular function: zinc ion binding; protein binding. NCBI's taxonomy places the organism in Eukaryota, Metazoa, Chordata, Aves, Pelecaniformes, Threskiornithidae. The record is from RefSeq and is a predicted model, not a curated record. Gene Ontology annotation, cellular component: cytoplasm.